This is a messenger RNA of Zalophus californianus (California sea lion), 1921 nucleotides long. It is a transcript of the gene PCGF6, whose product is annotated as polycomb group ring finger 6. Gene Ontology annotation, cellular component: PRC1 complex. NCBI's taxonomy places the organism in Eukaryota, Metazoa, Chordata, Mammalia, Carnivora, Otariidae. Gene Ontology annotation, biological process: regulation of transcription by RNA polymerase II. The record is from RefSeq and is a predicted model, not a curated record. The transcript has 10 exons. Bases 59 to 1108 code for a protein of 349 amino acids.
CAGAACUCCCGCGCUAUCCAGCCGCCGGGUCUCGUCUCCCCCGGUCUCUGCCCGCGGCAUGGAGAGGGUCUCGGUGGCCGCGGGGAGCGCGGGCGCCGCCAAGGGCGAGGGAGCUGCAGCCAUGCCGCCCCCGCCUGCGGUCUCCCCGCCUGCUCUCACCCCGGCACCCGCAGCGGGUGAGGAGGGCCCGCCGCCUUUGCCCGAGGCGGGGGCUCCAGGCUGCUCGGGCUCCCGGCCCCCAGAGUUGGAGCCCGAGCGCAGCCUGGGCCGCAUGAGGGGCCGCUUCGAGGACGAGGACGACGAGUUGGAAGAGGAUGAGGAGCUGGAGGAGGAAGAGGAGGAGGAGGAGGAAGAGAUGAGCCACUUCUCGCUGAGGCUGGAGGGGGGUCGGCCGGACUCGGAGGACGAGGAGGAGCGCCUGAUUAAUCUCUCUGAGCUGACACCAUACAUCUUGUGUUCCAUUUGCAAAGGUUACUUAAUAGAUGCAACUACCAUUACGGAAUGUCUUCAUACGUUUUGUAAAAGCUGCAUUGUAAGACAUUUUUACUAUAGCAACCGAUGUCCAAAAUGCAACAUAGUAGUACAUCAGACACAACCUCUUUAUAACAUAAGGUUGGACCGACAAUUACAAGACAUAGUGUACAAAUUAGUGAUCAAUCUAGAGGAAAGAGAAAAAAAGCAAAUGCAUGAUUUCUAUAAAGAAAGAGGUCUAGAAGUACCUAAACCUGCUGUUCCUCAGCCAGUCCCUUCGAGCAAAGGAAGAUCUAAGAAAGUCUUAGAAUCAGUGUUUCGUAUUCCACCUGAACUUGAUAUGUCUUUAUUACUAGAGUUCAUUGGUGCUAAUGAAGGCACGGGACAUUUUAAGCCCUUGGAGAAGAAGUUUGUCCGAGUUUCAGGAGAAGCAACUAUUGGGCAUGUAGAAAAAUUCCUCAGAAGAAAAAUGGGUCUUGAUCCAGCUUGUCAGGUAGAUAUCAUCUGUGGUGAUCACUUGUUGGAGCAGUAUCAAACUCUAAGGGAAAUUCGACGUGCUAUUGGUGAUGCAGCAAUGCAGGAUGGUCUGCUGGUCCUUCAUUAUGGUCUUGUAGUUUCUCCCUUAAAAAUUACUUGAAGAUUCUAGAAGCAUUAGGAGGAGGGAAACAAAAUAAGGAGGCUUCUGCAGGAUUGCAUUUCACCAAAGAUUUCCACAAAACAUGUAAUUGCUACCACUUUGUGCUGUUUGAGACAUAACUAUCUAUUUUCAGCACCAAGAGUCAUAGCAUUUAUAAGUACAAUUUGGAAUGACAGAAUGCAUCUGUUUUACUAGAGACUAUACGUAAAAAAAGCAUCCAUAGCUCAGGGGGAAAUUUUCAAAGCAUUAAAUUUUUAAAUUCUUUGUGAUUUCAAAUACUUUGACAUUGAUUUUGCUUCCUAAUCUUUGAGGUAAAUUGGUUACUGUUUUCUUCUUUGUUGAGCCAUAUUCCUUUCAAGUUGGUGGUUAGGAUUCUGCUCUCUGGAAUGGUGCCAGUUGGGCAGUCAUCCUUUUGAACUGAAGACUCAAAGCCAGUCUUUGCUAAACUACAGAGUGUACCUCUCAGACAAAGACCAAAACUAUUGACCAGUUUUGUAUGUUGCCAUCAUAUUUUGAACUUGUAUCUUUCAUUUGCCAGCAAUACUACUACAGAGAUGACAUUUACUUCUAAAAGGGAUGAAUUAUCAUUCUGUGUGAAGAGACUCUCCUGCAGGGUUGAUGGCCUGUACCAUAAGCCUUCAGUGUGCUAAAGACUUCUUUAACAGAUCUUACAACAAGGGGUGCCUCUUUGAAACAUUAUUUUUUUCUUUGAAUGUUAAUUUGAUUAACAUUCAUUUUAUUUGAGUACGUAGUUUGGUUGUCAAUACCUUGUAAUGCCACUGCUUCUGAAAGUAAUAAAGAAACUUGAGUGAA